Molecule: messenger RNA, 276 nt
Organism: Nannospalax galili (Upper Galilee mountains blind mole rat)
Lineage: Eukaryota; Metazoa; Chordata; Mammalia; Rodentia; Spalacidae
Product: serine protease inhibitor Kazal-type 12-like
Exons: 4
Coding region: 13-276 (87 amino acids)
Molecular function (GO): protein binding
Source: RefSeq, a predicted model, not a curated record
GUCCUCAUUGACAUGAAGCCAGCUGGGGUCCUUCUGCUUUUGGUCAGCAUGGCCUUUUUGGUCCUCUGUGCAGAUGCUGUGAGCCAAGGAGGUUUUCAGGCUUUUUGCAAAAACUAUGAGAAAAAACUGGCUACAGAUGGAAAAUCUUGCCCAAAGAUUCAUAAACCUGUGUGUGGCACUGAUGGGCAAACUUACCCAAACCGCUGUGAACUCUGCAGAGCAGCCAUGGAAAGAAGUUCCAGAAAACUUGGUUUCAAACAUGAAGGAAAAUGUUGA